Racocetra persica is the source of this 356-nucleotide messenger RNA. The record is from the annotation of a GenBank genome assembly. Lineage: Eukaryota; Fungi; Glomeromycota; Glomeromycetes; Diversisporales; Gigasporaceae.
GAAAUCUGUUUGGCUUGCAAUCUUGAAAAACUUGAUAGUAAUCAUAAAUACCAAUUCAACAAUAAUGAUAAUGAUAACUCUACUGAUACAAUUAAUAAACCCCCUAAUGAUUUUAUUAAUAAAAUUAAUAAACCCUCCGUUAUAAAUACAGCACAUGAAAUAUAUGAAACAAGUGAUGAUUUUAUAGAUGAAGUUGAGCAAAAACAUGCACGACUAUGUCAAGUUUUAAACGAGGCACAACGUAUUCUUAACGAAUCAAAGUCUUUUCAUAACCGUCAAAGAUUUCUUGAAAACAUAGAAUCCAAAUUAAUCCCGCUUGAAAAAUUCGUUGAAGAUAUUUUGCAUCACGAAAAGAG